CGGAGGGUCCAAGGGUUCCGGGCCCUUUAAAAAGAAGGUUGCUGGAAAGGGGGCCGAGCCCCCGGCCAAGAAGCCGAAGACCGCCGCCCCUACCAAACAACCGAUCACCGAUGUGGUGGUGAUUGUUGACGAAGGGCACGCCUCUGCCUCCACCCCCCAGGAACAAAUCAAUCAGGAGUUCUUCGGGCGGGAGAGGUUGGAGGCGAUAGUGCCGAAGGGGGCCUCCGUGCUGGAGGGCAGUUUGAACCCUUCGGCUUUGAUGAGCCAGAUGCUGCCGUCGGCCGACCGGCUGGCCCUUACCCGGCUAGACGAGGGACCCCUCGAGGCGAAGGUCCUCCUGAAUGCCGCCUCCGCUUUCAUGGGCCUCUGCGAGCACCUCCGAAGGGUGGAUCAAAUGAGGGAGGCCAAGGGUGCCGUCGAGGGGGAGGCUGCCCUCCUCAGGAAAAAACUCGCCGAAGCCGAGGACUCUCUACGGCUGGCCACCGACGGCAUGGAGCAGAGGUUGCAGGCAGCAAGGGCCGAAGGGGUCAAUGAGGGGCUAGCCAAGGCCGGGGAGGCCGCCGCCGAGGCCGCCCGUAUCGCUGCCGAUGAAGCCCGCGCGGCUCAAGAAGCGGCCGUCUCCAAGGCUCGAGAGGAUGCGGUGGCCAGCUUCGUGGCCGAGGGGUGGAAGGCCGAAGACCGGAGGGAGUGGCUGGCUUCGGUGGUGGGGGCUUCAGUAGAUGAGUGGGUCGGGGGCCCCGGGAAGAUGUGGCUUGCUGAGAGGGGCGACUCGUACUACCAAGGCGGGGAGUUCUUCACCCAACGCCUCAUCUACCGGAAGCUUGCGAAGCACUUCCAGGUGGCACCGGAGGAGUUCCGUCCCGAGCCUUAUGGCCUCCCCCCCCGCCAGCCAGAUGUAAGGAUCCCGCUCCCCGAGGGGGAAGAGAGACCGGUUCUUGAAGACGCGGAGACCCUCCGGGAGUGCGGCCUUGGCGGUGAAGAGGAUGAAGCCGAGAGCGAGGCGAUACCUACUAUUCCCCCCUCUUAAAUUGUAUUCCCCCCUUUCGGUGUUGUAAUUUGUUGG
Messenger RNA from Cuscuta europaea, 1063 nucleotides. The record is from the annotation of a GenBank genome assembly. NCBI's taxonomy places the organism in Eukaryota, Viridiplantae, Streptophyta, Magnoliopsida, Solanales, Convolvulaceae.